This is a messenger RNA of Impatiens glandulifera, 1469 nucleotides long. RefSeq names its product protein ALP1-like. NCBI's taxonomy places the organism in Eukaryota, Viridiplantae, Streptophyta, Magnoliopsida, Ericales, Balsaminaceae. The transcript has a single exon. The record is from RefSeq and is a predicted model, not a curated record. The coding region runs from base 85 to 1413 and encodes 442 amino acids.
UCAAUACCUUUCUUCUCAGUUCAGAUUGGUCAAACGGUUUCACAUUCAUCAAGAUCUUUCAACGGUAGUAUCCAUUUAUCUAUAAUGGAAGUCUCCCACGUUCAAUUUCCAUUUCUUAAUCAGGACGAAGAAGAUUACACCAAUUUCUUUCAAAAUAUGGACGAUAAUGGCGAAAACACUAAUAAGCGGAAGAGAAACGAUCACCAAAGUUCAACUUCAUCUGAAUACGUUGAUUCCUUUUACAAUUCAUUCAGCAACCACGAGAAUUCAACUGGGUUUCAUCCCGAUUUUGAAGAAAACGAGAGAAAACAAGCUCGCCGCGAAAUUCCAGAGGCCGGCGGCGGCGGCGGCGGCCAUCCACGGCGGUUAUGGGUGAAGAACAGGUCAAACGCGUGGUGGGAACAGUGUAACUCACCGGAUUUCCCUGAAGAUGAAUUCCGUCGAGCGUUUCGAAUGAGUAAAUCGACGUUUGACAUGAUAUGUAAGUCGUUAGAUUCAGUUGUAACUAAGAAAAACACGAUGCUCCGACUUGCGAUUCCGGUGAGGCAAAGAGUCGCCGUUUGCAUCUGGCGAUUAGCUACCGGUGAGCCACUCCGAUUAGUCUCCAAACGUUUCGGUUUAGGAAUCUCUACUUGUCAUAAACUAAUAAUCGAAGUUUCCUCUGCUAUAAAAACAGUCCUCAUGCCGAAAUUUCUCCAAUGGCCAAACGAAUCAAAACUAAACGAAAUCAAAUCGAAAUUCCAAUCGAUUUCUUCAAUUCCAAACGUAUGUGGUUCAAUCUACACAACCCAUAUCCCAAUCAUAGCUCCUAAGAACAACGUUGCAUCCUAUUUCAACAAACGUCAAACCGAACGUAACCAAAAGACAUCCUACUCAAUAACUCUUCAAGCCGUGGUUGAUCCAACCGGUGUCUUUACCGACGUAUGUAUAGGCUGGCCGGGUUCAAAUUCCGACGAAACCAUCCUCGAGAAAUCAACGAUUUUCGAAAGAGCUAACAAUGGAGAGCUGAAAGAUGUUUGGGUUGUGGGGAAUUGUAACUUUCCGUUAACGGAUUGGCUUUUGGUACCCUAUAGUAAUAGGAGUUAUACCAGUUGGACACAACAUACUUUGAAUGAGAAAAUUGGUGAGGUUCAAGAGGUGGCGAAGGCGGCGAUUGGAAGGUUGAAAGGGAGGUGGAAAUGCUUGCAGAAGAGGACGGAAGUGAAGCUUACGGAUUUGCCUGUUCUUCUUGGGGCGUGUUGUGUUUUGCAUAAUAUAUGUGAGAUUAGAGGGGAAGAAAUGGAACCGGAGAUGAUUAUGGGAUUUGAGCUUUUUGAUGAUGAGAUGAUGCCGGAAAAUCCUGUUAGAUCUGCUGAAUCGAUUAAGGCUAGAGAUAAUAUUGCUCAUAACCUUUUACACCAUAAUAUUGCUUGAAAACCAUCUUUUAUGUAAUUUUAAAUUAUUAUUAAUAUUAAUUUUUUUUAAUACAA